AUGGACUCCUCGCAAAGCAACUUCCAGACCCUCAAGGGCAAAGUCGCCAUCAUCACAGGUGCUUCCCGAGGGCUUGGUGCGGGUUUCGCGUUUGACUUGGCUCGGAGAGGUGCCAAGAUUGUGGCAACAUAUACCUCUCCAAACAGCAAACAGCUCGUUGAGGAGCUUUCAGCGAAGAUCGCCUCGCUCGACCCUCCGUCUCAAUGCGUUGGUGUCAGGGCAGACCUCCGGGAACCUGACAGCGCUAAAAAGAUAAUCGAGCGAGCCAUCAGCGCGUUUGGACCUCACAUCGACAUUCUUGUCAACAACGCAGGGGCCGAGCUGGUAAAGCGUCACACUGAUAUUACACCCGCCGAUUUUGACUACAUCUAUCACCUCAACGUCCUCGCUCCACUGCUCCUCCUCCAGGCUACAAAACCUUAUCUCCCUCCUGCAGGCGGUGGCCGAAUCAUCAACAUCUCUUCUGUUGGCGCACGAUACGGAUUUAAAGACCUCUCUUUGUAUUGCUCAUCCAAAGCUGCACUGGAAGGAAUGACGCGCUGUUGGGCUGCGGAGCUAGAGCGAGAUGUUGGAUAA
Molecule: messenger RNA, 576 nt
Organism: Fusarium falciforme
Lineage: Eukaryota; Fungi; Ascomycota; Sordariomycetes; Hypocreales; Nectriaceae
Exons: 3
Coding region: 1-576 (191 amino acids)
Molecular function (GO): oxidoreductase activity
Source: RefSeq, a predicted model, not a curated record